AUGAAGAAGUCUACUUUGCUAUCUGUAGACGCUUUUGCAAAGACUGAGGAGGAUGUAAGAAUCCGAACUAGAACAGGCGGCAUUAUCACGCUUUCAUGCGUUUUGGUAACGUUUAUGCUGCUGUUCAGUGAGUGGAGACAACUUCACAAAGUGGUCACACGUCCAGAUCUGGUUGUGGAUCGAGACCGUCAUUUGAAACUGGAUCUAAACAUGGAUGUGACGUUCCCAAACAUGCCCUGUUAUUUGCUAAACUUAGACGUCAUGGACAGCUCUGGCGAGCUUCAAUUGGACCUCUUGGAUAGUGGGUGGAGCAAAACAAAACUAGAUUCAUCGGGGCAAAGUUUGGGUACAGAAAAAUUCACGGUUGGAGAGCAGGAUGAUGUUCAACCAAACGACGAAAACUACUGUGGGCCUUGCUACGGUGCUAAAGACCAAUCUCAGAAUGAGGGAAAGCCCAAGGAAGAGCGGAUUUGCUGUCAAACGUGUGAGGACGUACGUGAUGCGUAUGCGAAUGCACAAUGGGCCUUUUUUGAUGGCAAAAAUAUUGAACAAUGCGAACGUGAAGGUUACGUCGAAAAAGUCAACAAACACAUCAAUGAAGGUUGUAGAAUCAAGGGCAAAGCCAAGCUCAACAGAAUUGAAGGAAGCUUGCAUUUUGCUCCAGGCAAAGGUUACCGUGAUACACGCGGUCAUUUUCAUGACAUGUCGCUCUACCAAAAAAACCUCAACUUGAACUUUAACCACAUCGUCAACCACUUUAGUUUCGGCCAAGAGCUCGAUGAAGGUGCUUCAGCGAGUGCCUCCACCGCGCCAUUGGAUGGAAAGGUCGUGACUCCCGACAUAGACACCCAUUUACACCAGUUUUCUUAUUUUCUGAAAAUUGUGCCCACACGGUUCGAGCAUCUCGAUGGGUCCAAGCUAGAGACUACCCAGUUUAGUGCCACGUACCAUUCCCGUCCUAUUCACGGCGGAGCGGACGAGGAUCACCCUAACACGCUUCACGGUCGCGGUGGAUUCCCCAGCCUCUACGUGCAUUUCGAGAUGUCCCCGCUCAAAGUCAUCAACAAAGAGCAGCACGCACAAACAUGGUCUGGUUUCAUACUAAACUGCAUAACUAGUAUUGGUGGUAUUCUUGCCGUUGGUACCGUGGUCGACAAAGUGACCUAUAAAGCUCAAAGGUCGCUAUGGAACAAAAAAAGUACCUAA
Lachancea sp. 'fantastica' is the source of this 1206-nucleotide messenger RNA. The record is from the annotation of a GenBank genome assembly. Lineage: Eukaryota; Fungi; Ascomycota; Saccharomycetes; Saccharomycetales; Saccharomycetaceae.